AAAAACCACCUUCCUCAUUCAACUCCUUCUCUCCUUUUCUCUGGGUCUCCUCACGGCUAAGGGGGAACUGGGUGGGAGUUGGUGAAGCUGCCUGUGUUAGUUUGGCGUUUUUACCCCCAGUGUGGAGUUGAAGCCGUUCCCUGCGCCUCUCUAUCUACACACACACACUCUCUCUCUCUCACACACACACACUCACACUCGCGCGCGCACACACUCACACACACACACACACACGCUCUCUCUGCAUAUCACAAGAUUUGCUCUCUCCUCUCUCUUCUCUCUGGAGCUGCUGUAGGACUGGCUAUGGCCACCGCUACUUCCGGGAUCCGUCAUUUCAUUCGCCCACCGCUCGGCGCUGCGAACUGACUCUGUUUCUAUAAGCAAGCUAGCAGCCAACCUGCCAACACUCGCUGACACUCACUCAUCUCAGCCUCCGCCAGAUAGACGAAAUACCUACGAGGGGGAAAAGAAGGAGCACAUCUGAGUCGCAAUCUCUCCAUUUCUCCUGCGCUUCUUCUUCUUCUACUACUUCUUCUUCUUCUUCUUUUUUUCCCUGCCUUUUGUUUUUACAGAGAUAAUAAAACAAGAUAGCGAUCUGGAAGCGUUAAAGGAGACGCGGACUUUGCCGGAUGAAAACGGACUAAAAAAGAUCUCGUCCUUUUCUUGAACAUCAUCACCAACCGUCAUUCAUUCAUUACCUUGACAACCUCUGGCUUUGAUUGACAGCUGGAGUGGCAAAAAGCCAUGAGACACGACAGUUUAGUUACAUGCAGGUUGUUGAUGGGCCGAUUGUAACCUUCACUUUGGCGCAUUUUUUUUACUUUUUCUUUUUUCCAGAGGAAAGAAGGGGAAACAGAAGAGAGAAAAAAAAUUGCCAAGAAAAAAAAAAUCUCCCUGAUGCUACGAUUUCAACUUAACCACACUGGCGAAUAGGAGAAUUCGCAAAGUUGGUUGAAAACGGGAGAAUCCUGCCUCUAAAUCACUUUCUAACCGGGACGUGGAUAUUAAAUAUACGACAGAUUCAGGAGUUUAUUGGAGCGCAGCCUGAUGGCGCAAAGGUACGAUGAGCUGGGCCAUUACGGUGGGAUGGACGGAGUCCCGGCGUCCAUGUACGGGGACCCACACGCGCCCCGGCCGCUUCCCCAGGUCCACCACCUGAACCACGGACCGCCGCUGCACGCCAGCCAGCACUAUGGAGCCCACGCUCCCCACCCGAACGUAAUGCCCACCAGCAUGGGCUCUGCUGUCAACGACGUUUUAAAGAGGGAUAAAGAUCAAAUUUAUAGUCACCCUUUAUUCCCACUCCUCGCACUGGUUUUUGAGAAGUGCGAGCUGGCGACGUGUACUCCGAGGGAGCCCGGCGUAGCAGGAGGCGACGUCUGCUCCUCAGACUCCUUCAACGAGGAUAUCGCAGUCUUUGCCAAACAGGUCCGUGCAGAAAAACCUUUAUUUUCGUCAAAUCCAGAGUUGGACAAUUUGAUGAUACAAGCCAUACAAGUAUUACGGUUUCACCUCUUGGAAUUAGAAAAGGUGCACGAGCUCUGCGACAAUUUUUGCCAUCGGUACAUCAGCUGUUUGAAAGGAAAAAUGCCAAUAGAUCUAGUAAUCGACGAACGGGAUGGCAGCUCCAAGUCAGACCACGAAGAACUCUCGGGAUCAUCGACUAACCUCGCAGAUCACAACCCAGCUUCCUGGAGAGACCACGAUGACGCCACCUCCACACACUCGGCCGGCACACCGGGGCCCUCCAGUGGGGGGCACGCUUCACAGAGCGGCGACAACAGCAGCGAACCUGGAGAUGGCUUAGACAACAGCGUUGCAUCGCCUGGCACAGGGGACGACGAUGAUCCAGACAAGGAUAAGAAGAGGCAGAAAAAGCGUGGCAUUUUCCCUAAAGUAGCCACGAACAUCAUGAGGGCGUGGCUAUUCCAGCAUCUCACGCACCCAUACCCUUCUGAAGAGCAGAAGAAGCAGCUAGCCCAAGACACAGGCCUCACCAUCUUACAAGUAAACAACUGGUUCAUUAAUGCCAGAAGAAGAAUAGUACAGCCUAUGAUUGACCAGUCGAAUCGAGCAGUGAGCCAAGGAGCAGCGUACAGUCCAGAGGGCCAGCCCAUGGGCAGCUUCGUGCUGGACGGUCAGCAGCACAUGGGGAUCCGACCAGCCGGUCUGCCAGGCAUGCCGGGCGAGUACGUACCUCAGAGCGGUCCAAUGGGCAUGAGCAUGGCCCGGUCCAACUACGCCAACCCUCACCAGAUGACCUCCCACCCCUCCCAGUUCCGUCACGGACCCCCUUUCCACGCGUACCUGCCCAAUCAUCCUCACCACCACGCCAUGCUGAUGCACGGAGGACCCUCGCCGCACCCAGGAAUGACCAUGUCUGCACAGAGACCCCCUCUGCUCACACCCAUCGACCCGAGUACUGGAGGACAAGGUCUGGACAUCCAUGCCCAGUAGUAGGGGACUUUUCUACAACAACAACAACAGCAGCAGCAGCAGCAGCAGCAGCAGCAGCAGCAGCUACAAGGUUUUAAAAAAGUAGAGGAAGCAGCAGCUCACAACAAAAAUCCUAUUUUCAGACUAUUUUUGAGAAUAAAAAAAAAAAACACAAAGGAACUCUUUUGACCAGAAUUUGACUCUAAAGAAACAGAAUUCCAGAUGAGCUGUGAUUUUUUUUCUUCUUCUUCUUCUUUUUUUUUUGUGUUGUUUUUAAACUCGUCAAUUUUGUUACUUUCAUGGAAACGGAGGACCAAGCUGACGAGAACACUUUGUAAAGUCUUGGGGCUUUUUUUUUUUUGGUUGAGAUCAUCACAGGAUGUUCUUGUGCAACCGACGGACACGUGCACACAUGUAAACAACACACGCACACACACUUUUCACACACUCACACGGACGUCAUCCCACACGUGUUCAAGUACACUUUCAUGUGGCGCUCCUGAAACACUCCGAAACAUUUUUAAAAAUCACUCCGGAAGUUUUUUUUUUGUUUUUAUAAGAAAGACUCCAAGAGUUAUAACUACUGUAGUAUAAAAAGUAUAGAUAAAUAAGUUAAAACUUGUGCUUUUUUUUUUCUUCGUUGAUCACAUGGUUUUUAUGUUUCCUGAGCUAGUUUUUAGAAUUAAAGGUUAACCUUUUUUCUCUCGCUCCCACACUGUGUGUGCUCCUUCGUGGAGGAGAAACUGUCUCGCAGCACAGCACUAGAAAAGAAAGAAAGGAUGAAUGAACGAAAAGAAAGGAAAAAAACCCAACAGCAACAAUAAGAAGAUGGAGCAUCUUAAAAAAAAACAACAACAACGACAACGACAACAGGCUCCACAGACCACAGAGGACAAUCAGGUCCUGUCCCCCAUAAAAACAGGGCAUGAUGGGAAAAGGCUGCUAAAUGACACCGGAUCUCUCCAGAAGAUUCAGUCGGAACAUUUGUCAUGCCCUUCUCUCUUCUUCUUCUUCUUCUUCUUCUUCUUCGUCUUCUUCUUCACCUCCUUUUCUUUUUCUUCUUCUCUCACUUUUUAACUCCUUCCCUCUCUUUGGUUCAUGAAUGAAUGUUGCCCUGUAGGUUUUAAAGGAGAAAAAAAAAGUUUGACUUGCCCAAGCACUGGAUUGUGUUGGUUUUAUACAUUUUUAUUUUAAUAUUAUUUUAUUUUUUUGUACCCUGGGACUCUCAUUGGUAAGAGCCUUCUGAAGGAAGCUUAACAGUGGAAUAAUAAUAAUUGAGAGAAGAAAAAAAAAAGAAAAGAGCAACUUCCUGCAGGAGCUUCUUCAUCUGUGGAUCGACAGCAUUCUUGCCAUAAGGACAAUAACAAGUGACACAAACGUUGGUUCUGCAGCCCUGGAGGAGCGUUUGACGGUUGAUGCACCAAAAAACCUAAAACUUUUGGAGGAAAAAAAAGGAAAAAAAAAAUUUAAAUUAUGAACUCAAUGCUUUUGGGGGAGGGGGAGGGUUGGAAAAAAAAGCUGAGAGAAUAUUGUAACAAACUUCGUACAGAGUUCAGUCUAUUAAUUGUUUCAUGUUAGAUAUUCUAUGUGUUUACCUCAAUUGAAAAAGAAUGUUUUUUGCUAGUUUCAGAUCUGCUGUGGCAUUGAUAUUGUAUGUCCAUGAAUUCCUUCCUUUUUCAGCACGUGUUCCUCACUAGAUGAUAAGAAGCCGUCUCUCUCUCUCUCUCUCUCUCUCUCUCUCUCUCUCUCUGUCCCCCUCUCUCUCCUCCUCUCCCUUAAGCUUUGUCAAAAAUUACAUUAAAUACUUGUAUGAGGACUGUGACGUAAUGUUUAAAAGGUGUUCAGUCACAAAUGCUGUAAUAAAUAUUUCAUUUUUGAUUUUUGUUA
Molecule: messenger RNA, 4323 nt
Organism: Cynoglossus semilaevis (tongue sole)
Lineage: Eukaryota; Metazoa; Chordata; Actinopteri; Pleuronectiformes; Cynoglossidae
Gene: meis2a
Product: Meis homeobox 2a
Exons: 12
Coding region: 1048-2457 (469 amino acids)
Biological process (GO): regulation of DNA-templated transcription
Molecular function (GO): DNA binding
Source: RefSeq, a predicted model, not a curated record